Molecule: messenger RNA, 2252 nt
Organism: Abrus precatorius (Indian licorice)
Lineage: Eukaryota; Viridiplantae; Streptophyta; Magnoliopsida; Fabales; Fabaceae
Product: filament-like plant protein
Exons: 5
Coding region: 68-2176 (702 amino acids)
Source: RefSeq, a predicted model, not a curated record
AACUCGUGUAAUAAGGUUUUCCAUUGACAGGAUGAACUCUUUGCGCUUUUCAAGUUAAUGUGAGGUUAUGGAGAAAAAGAGAUGGUUAUGGAAGAGAAAAUCUUCUGAGAAGAGCCCUGGUGAAGCUGAAAGUUCGGGGUCUGCAAUGUCUCAUUCUGAGAGGCACUCAGAUGAACGGUUUUUCUUGUCUGUGCAGCAUGAGGCAUCGAAAGAAUCUCCUAUUGAACAUAAUCAGUCACCUGAUGUCACCUCAAAAGCAGUGGUCAGAGCUGAAGAUAUUAAUGAUUCGUCAUUUAUCGACGCACAAUCACCUGAAGUCACUUCCCAUACAACAGACAACAUUAAUGAUGAUUUAUUGGAGGAAGAUGAAAACCAAACAAAGGGUAAUAAAAUAACUGGUGCAGAUGUAACUGAUGGAUUGAUGAAUAUGUCAGAUAAGCUAUCUGCAACACUAGUGAAUGUCACUGCCAAAGAAGACUUGGCUAAGCAACAUGCCAAAGUCGCUGAAGAAGCAAUUGCAGGCUGGGAAAAUGCUGAAACUGAAGUGACAGGUUUAAAGAAGCAACUCAAGGCACUGACCCUAAAAAAUUCAACCCUGGAAUAUCAAGUCACCCAUCUAGACAGUGCCCUUAAGGAGUGUGUUAGGCAAUUAAGACAAACAAGAGAAGAGCAGGAGCAAAAUAUUCAUGAUGCUGUAUUAAAGAAAACACACGAGUUGGAAUCAGCAAAAACUAAACUUGAGAACCAACUCAUGGAGCUCCAAAGCAAAUCAGAUGUUUCUAAUGCUACAUCGCCUUCAUCCAUUGAUUUUGAUAUGUGUCAGAAGGUUGAAUAUUUGGAGAAAGAGAACAUGGCUCUCAAGCAUGAGGUCCAAGUUCAAUCAGAAAAGCUGGAAAUCAGCACCAUAGAGAGGGAUUUAAGCACUCAAGCAGCUGAGAUGGCUAGCAAGCAACAUUUAGAAAGCAUCAACAAAGUGGCCAGGCUUGAAGCUGAAUGCCGGAGACUGAAAAGCAUGGCUAGUAAGGCUUCAGUUGCAUCAUCCUCAUUUUGUGUUGAAUCUCUUAAAGAUAGUCAGUCAGACAGUGGAGAGAGGACUAAUGCAAUGGAGAUUGAUACCCGCAAGAAGAGUGGCUCAGAACCAGACACGUGUGAGUUAAGCUGUUCUGACUCAUGGGCAUCUGCACUAAUUGCUGAGCUUGAUCAGUUCAAGAAUGAGAAGUGUAGACAAAUUCCAUCCGGUUCUGUUAAGAUUGAUCUCAUGGAUGAUUUUCUUGAAAUGGAAAAACUUGCAGCACUGCCUGAUGCCAUGAAUGAAAGCGUUAUCCAGGAGUUAGUUGUUGCCAAUCAAUGCAGUAACGAAGAAAGCUCCAUCAGAGACGAGUUUGGCAUUAUGAAUCAGCAAAUGGAUGAACUAAAAGAAAAGUUAGAGGAAGUCAAAGCAGAAAAAGCAGAAUUGCAAGUUUGUUUGAUGAAAAGUGAGGAGUGUAUUGAGACAUCACAAAUUCAAAUGAGUGAGGCAGAAACUAAAUUGGAGGAGUUGCGAAGAGAGCUAGAAAAUGCCUACAAAUCAAAGCAAAUGUUGGAAAAUGAACUAAUGAGCAUGCAGGUUGAGGCUCAAUCAAUAACUGCAAGGGUUCAUUUAUUAGAAGCUGAAGUUGAUAAAGAAAAGGCCAUGUUAGUUGAAAUUGCAAGUCAGUGUAAGGAAUUGGAGGAAGAGUUAGAAAGAAAAAAGCAUGAAGAGAAACUCCGGUCAAUAACCAACUCAUACAGUGAAAUGAAGCUAAAGCAGGAGGACCUAGCACUAGCUGCAGGCAAGCUUGCUGAGUGCCAGAAAACAAUAGCAUCUUUGGGAAAUCAAUUAAAUUCCUUAGCAACACUAGAAGAUUUUCUGAUUGACACUUCCAGCAUUCCAGAGUUCUCUACAAGUCCAUCACUCAUUGCUAGAGCUGGAAAAGAGAUGUGGAAAUUGCAUUCAAAUGAUAAAUAUUCACCCAAAAGAAAUUCCAGUUCAUCAAGGUCUGCUGAAGAGAGCUCUCGUCCAUUCAUAAACAAAAAUGAAGAAAGCUCAACACCUUCAUCAAACAACUUGCCAAAUCAUGAAAGUUCUGGGAAGAGUAGAAACGGCUUUGCAAAGUUUCUCUCUCAAACCGAGAGUGGGAUCCGACUAGAAAUGUAGUUUCUGCAAAAUAUUGAACUAACUAUGACGACACUUGUUCAUUUCAAAAGUUAUAAGAACUUAGUCUUAUCUGCUU